GUACCUCCCUGUCUCUCCUUUCGGCGCGUCGACUUCACAUUAUUAUCUCUUUCAGACAGCUUUGAUUCUUAAAACAAUUUCAUUUCUCCCCAAGUAUUGUCCUGUCCGUAAAGGAUUGAUUUUUUUUUUUUUUAAAUUCUCUUCUUCUCUCUGCCCACUUCUGAAACUGAGUUUAUUGCAAUCAGGAGUUUAAACUCUUCUUAUCUUGACACUUUCUGCUGCGUUGAUUUUCUGCUUUAGCGCCUGUCUCUUUCAGGAAGACGUGUCUUGUUUCUUUAAGAUUCCUCUCUUUUCAAUCCUCAAGUCUAAAGCAAAUCUCUUCUUGGUGUGAGUUCUCGAGAAGGGUAUUCUUUGUAGAAACAAAAGAUUGGGGCUUUUGAUGCUGUUUUAGUAUCCUACAGAGAAACUCCGAUCUCCUCUCUGGUCCUAUCUGAAUUGAGGUUUCUUAGGGAAUGAGAAAACUGUAUAGGAAGCUGGCUUCAUUCAAAGACCCAUUCACCAGAGUGAAGAGACAAGUGAGCUCACAUUCAGGUUUUAGGUCUUUCAGCGACAGAAGAUGGAUGUUCCCUUUCCUAGCAACUUUCAUCAUCUCCAUUACUCUCCUCAUGCUCUCCCUCUCCGGCCAAUUCGGAGAAGAAGAAGCUCCUUUACCAUCAGAACAUGUUGUCUCAGAGUCUAAUGAUGACUACUUUGUAGAAUCAAGUUUCAUAAAUUCAAAGACCAAUGUUAAUCCAGAGCUUGUUCCUAGGUUAGCUUAUCUUAUCUCGGGAACUAAAGGAGAUAGUCAUAGGAUGAUGAGGACUUUGCAAGCUGUGUACCAUCCUAGAAACCAGUAUGUUCUGCAUUUGGAUCUCGAGGCUCCACCUAAAGAACGGAUGGAGCUAGCUUUGUCUGUGAAGAGUGAUCCUAUUUUCAGUGUAAUGGAGAAUGUUAGGGUGAUGUCUCAGUCUAAUCUUGUUACUUAUAAAGGUCCUACAAUGAUUGCUUGUACUCUUCAAGCCGUUGCGAUUUUGCUUAGAGAGAGCUUACAUUGGGAUUGGUUUAUUAAUCUUAGUGCCUCGGAUUAUCCUCUCGUUACACAAGAUGAUUUGUUGUAUGUCUUCUCGAACAUGUCGCGGAGUGUUAAUUUCAUUGAGAAUAUGCAGCUCACUGGUUGGAAACUGAAUCAGAGAGCUAAGUCAAUCAUAGUUGACCCUGGCUUGUACCUAUCUAAAAAAUCUGACUUAGCUUGGACUACUCAGAGACGUUCACUUCCAACUUCUUUCAAGCUAUUCACAGGCUCAGCUUGGAUAAUGCUGACACGGUCUUUCCUCGAGUAUUGCAUCUGGGGAUGGGAUAACUUCCCUAGAACGAUACUAAUGUACUACACAAACUUCGUGUCAUCACCUGAAGGUUACUUCCACACAGUGAUCUGCAACAGCAAAGAGUUUGUCAACACUGCGAUAGGACACGACCUUCACUACAUUGCUUGGGACAAUCCACCAAAGCAGCAUCCUGUCUCUCUCUCCUUGAAAGAUUUUGAUAACAUGGUAAAGAGCAAAGCUCCGUUUGCGCGUAAGUUCCACAAGAACGAUCCUGUGUUGGACAAGAUUGAUAGAGAGUUGUUGGGGAGGACACAGAGGUUCUCACCGGGAGGAUGGUGUGUUGGGAGGUCGAGUAAUGGGAGUGAUCCGUGCUCUGUGCAAGGGGAUGACUCGGUUUUGAGACCAGGACCUGGUGCUGUGAGGUUGCAGGAGCUUGUUCAAAUGUUGACUUCAGAGGAAUAUAGGAGUAAACAAUGUUCUUGAAUGUUUGAGGUUAUCUAAUGAUCAUGCAAAAUGUCAUGUUGUAUAUUACUUUUUUGUUUGAUUAUAAAUUUUGGUUAUAGAAUGAUGUUCAAUGAAUCAAGGAAGUGUAGAAGUAGA
Messenger RNA from Eruca vesicaria subsp. sativa (arugula), 1904 nucleotides. The record is from the annotation of a GenBank genome assembly. Lineage: Eukaryota; Viridiplantae; Streptophyta; Magnoliopsida; Brassicales; Brassicaceae.